AGGCGUUUUUUGCGGCUCUGUCUGUUUGACCUGCUUGUGAUCGCCGCUGUGAAGGUCCGAACACAGCCGUAGAGGGAAGUGACGUCGAGUUAUCUCCUCCUUUGCGCUGCCACGGUAAAUAAAAUGAUGUUUUCGGGGAGGAUGUUUCGGAAACUCGGACCUGCUCUCAGACAUGCUGAGCGGCUGUCGGCUCUCAGGAACGCGCAGAUCCGCGCCUGUUCCUCCUCCACGUCUCCAACUUUACGCUUACUUGAAGACAGUCUCGAGCUCAACUACCGGGGGGCUCCGAUGCUUUUCAACUACGUGUGGCUGCGCGACCACUGCCGCAGCGCGUCCUCCUUCAACACCGCCACCAACCAGAGGAACGUGGACACCGGGAGUAUCGACCUCUCCAUCCGUCCCGUGCGCACGAAUCUGCAGGGCGACAACCUCAUCCUCACAUGGCCUGACGGCCACACGACAGAGUACAGCCUGGCCUGGCUGUUUGAGAACAGCUAUGAGAAACAGAAGCAGACGCCGGUGCAGCGCCGCAUCCUCUGGAACGCAGACGUCUACAACAAGGCACACGUACAGCCAGCCAAGUGGGAAAAGUUCAUGGAGACCGACGACGAGCUGAAGAAGUUUUUGCGAAACUAUCUUCUCUACGGUAUCGCGUUUGUCGACGAAGUUCCCAACACUGUGGAGGCCACGGAGGCCGUGACUCAACGCGCCAGCCUCAUCAGAGAGACUACAUAUGGGAAAAUGUGGUGCUUUACUUCGGACUUCUCCCGAGGAGACACUGCCUACAGCCAGCUGGCCCUGGACCGUCACACCGACACUUCUUACUUCCAUGAACCAUGUGGAAUCCAGGUUUUCCACUGCCUGAAGCACGAGGGCACCGGUGGACGGACGCUCCUGGUGGAUGGAUUCUACGCCGCAGAACAGCUGCGCCAGAAGUCGCCGGAAAACUUCGAGCUGCUCGCUCGUGUGCCCAUCCGACACGAGUACAUCGAAAACACCGACAGCCACAAGAACCACAUAACGGCGAUCGGACCCGUGCUCCAGGCGUACCCCUGGAACAACGAAGUGUACAUGAUGCGAUAUAACAAUUAUGACCGAUCGGUGAUGAACACAGUCCCUCCGGACGCUGUGCAGAGGUGGUACGUGGCCCAUCGAGAGCUGACCGCAGAGCUGAGGCGGCCGGAGAACGAGCUGUGGGUCAAACUCACUCCAGGCAAAGUGAUUUUCAUAGACAACUGGCGAGUCUUGCAUGGACGGGAGUCCUUCACCGGCUUGAGGCAGCUCUGCGGAUGCUACCUGACCAGAGAUGACGUCCUCAGCACCGCACGCUGUCUGGGCCUGGAGGGCUUGUCCUGAGUUCACCUCACUGACUCGUCACUUUGUGAAGUUUAA
This is a messenger RNA of Salarias fasciatus (jewelled blenny), 1392 nucleotides long. RefSeq names its product trimethyllysine hydroxylase, epsilon (gene tmlhe). Lineage: Eukaryota; Metazoa; Chordata; Actinopteri; Blenniiformes; Blenniidae. Gene Ontology annotation, cellular component: mitochondrion. The record is from RefSeq and is a predicted model, not a curated record. Gene Ontology annotation, biological process: carnitine biosynthetic process. Gene Ontology annotation, molecular function: trimethyllysine dioxygenase activity; iron ion binding. Bases 124 to 1356 code for a protein of 410 amino acids. The transcript has 8 exons.